Molecule: messenger RNA, 831 nt
Organism: Clavispora lusitaniae ATCC 42720
Lineage: Eukaryota; Fungi; Ascomycota; Pichiomycetes; Serinales; Metschnikowiaceae
Source: RefSeq, a predicted model, not a curated record
AUGUCUGAAACUUUGCCUCUACUACCUCCUUCAAAGGCAAAUGUCGUCACCAGCAGCACCAAACGCAAAGCAAAAGUGACCAAGAGGAAACUUGGCACUUUUGAGGGUGUCUUCUUACCCACAACGCUCAACGUGCUUUCCAUCUUGAUGUUUUUGAGAUUUGGAUUUAUCGUUGGCCAGAUGGGUAUUAUGGGUGCUCUUUUGCUUUUGGUCAUGUCUUACACGAUCGACACAUUAACCGUUCUCUCUGUUUCAGCUAUCUCCACAAAUGGAACUGUCAAGGGAGGGGGUGCCUACUAUAUGAUCUCGCGAUCGCUUGGGCCAGAAUUCGGAGGAGCGAUAGGAAUCAUUUUUUUCAUAGGUCAGAUAUUGAAUGCUUCUUUGAAUGUGGUUGGUUUCAUAGAACCACUUCUAGUCAAUUUUGGCAAACCAGAAGGAGACGUUAUGGCCAUCCUUCCGGAUUCGUACAUGUGGCAACUUGUUUACUCAACUGUGCUACUUGCGAUAUGUACAGCAGUCGCUAUGGUGGGGUCUUCCCUCGUAUCUAAGACUGCGUUUUGGCUUUUUGUUGUAUUAACUCUAAGUACUUUAUCAAUUCCGCUUUCUGCAAUCUUUGUGCGGCCUCAUCAUCCACUCCCUCCACCUUAUGAUUAUUUGGAGUAUACUGGAAUAGCAUGGUCUACGAUCAAAGAAAAUUUAUGGCCCCAUUUCACUAGUGGUGCCGCAGGCUCCGUUCAACCUCCCGGAGUUCCUGAAACUUUCAAAAAACUUAUUUGGAAUUUUCUUCCCAGCAACAGCAGGAAUUUUUGCAGGUGCGUCUAUGUCAGGUGA